This is a messenger RNA of Serinus canaria (Common canary), 2275 nucleotides long. Its product is annotated as olfactory receptor 4D9-like. The transcript has a single exon. Gene Ontology annotation, cellular component: membrane. Lineage: Eukaryota; Metazoa; Chordata; Aves; Passeriformes; Fringillidae. Gene Ontology annotation, biological process: G protein-coupled receptor signaling pathway. The coding region runs from base 1113 to 2102 and encodes 329 amino acids. Gene Ontology annotation, molecular function: G protein-coupled receptor activity; olfactory receptor activity. The record is from RefSeq and is a predicted model, not a curated record.
CCUGCAGAAUGGUGCCCAGCUCUGGGCCCCAAGCUAAAGGAGCACAUGGACCUGCUGAUCCAAGGAGAGCCACAGAAAUGGGCAGGAGGCUGGAGCACCUCCCCUGUGAGAACAGGCUGAGAGAACUGGGGUUAUUUAAUGUAUGGAGAGAAGAGAAAGCUUUGGGGAAACCUUUCAGCAGCCUUCCAGUACUAUGAAGUGGCCUACAAGAGAAAUAGGGACUUUGGACAAACUCAUGUGGUGAUAGGAGUUGUUGAGGACAGCAAAAUGGGGAAAGGAGUCAGUACACUGGAUGGCAGGGCUGGUAUUUGUAGGGACAGUUUGGAGAAGCAGGUUGGCAUGAACGUUAUAAGUCUGACAUAAAUAAAUAUGUCAUCUUACAUCUGGGAAAGGACAAGCCUGUGCAAUCAGCAGAGGCUAGGGGCCUGGCCAGGAAGCAGCUUUGUAGAUAAUUGUCAUAGUUGAGAUGCAGACAGUACAAAGCAACACUCCAUUUUCAGAAGGCUUCAAACCCAGUUCUAUUAUGGCAUGCAUGCUUUUUAUACAUUCUUACAAAACUCAUCUGUUUACACUUUACUCACUUUACUCAAACAAAGUGCUCAUUGGAACAGACAGUUGCAAGGUUUUCUUAUUUCUCCUUCUUUCUUUCUUGGUUUCUCUGUCAAUGACCUUGGUAGGAAAUUCUUUCAGGGGUAAACAUGGAUCCCCUAAUCAAACUUCUCUCUGGCUCAGAGAAGUCACUGUAAAACCUCUUCCACAGAUGAUGAUUUUUGUGUAUAACUAGCUGAUAAGAUGAGGAUACAUAGAGCCUUCCUGGAGGUGUACAAUAAGAUGAAAGGCAGUAGGCACUAAUUGGAACAUCCUAAGUUCUCACUGAAUGUAAGGGAAUUUGUUUUGAUUUUUUGUUUGUUUUGUUUUGCUUUGUUUUGGUUUUUCCCUAUAAGACUGGAUAUAUACUUGAACAGUUCAUAGAGUUUGUGAGACUUAAUGACUUCCAGAAAUCCCUCCUGGAUUAAUCAUAAAUGGUUCUAUGAUUUUGUGUUCUAAUAAUUCUAUAGUCCAAUACACAUUUAUAGUCCUCUGUAUUGCUCUUGUUUGUGCAGGGAUAAAGAAUGGAAGCAAAGAACGUCACCACCACAGUGACAGAAUUUGUCCUGCUGGGCCUGACACAGAGCCACAAGCUGCAGUAUUGUCUCUAUGUGAUCUUCUUUGUCAUCUAUGCAUUAACCUGGCUGCUGAACUUCACCAUCAUGGCCACUGUGGCUGUGGACCACCAGCUCCACACCCCCAUGUACUUUCUCCUGGCCAACCUCGCUUUCCUUGAUGUCAGUGAUUCCUCAGUCAACACUCCCAAGCUCCUGUCAGGCCUCCUCAGCCAGCACAAAGUCAUCUCCUUCAACCAGUGUUUCCUCCAGAUGUUCUUCUUCCAUUUCAUUGCAGGUGCAUUGGCGUUUUUGCUCCUGGUGAUGAUGGUGGAUCGCUACGUGGCCAUCUGUGAGCCCCUGCGCUACCGGGCCAUCAUGAGCUGGAGAACCUGCACAGGGCUGGUGGCAGCUGCAUGGCUGGGGGGAUUUCUUCAUUCUCUUACUCAAACUGGCCUUCUCCUCCAGCUGCCCUUCUGUGGCCCAAAUGUACUGGACAAUUUCUACUGUGACAUCCCUCAAGUCAUCAAACUGGCCUGCACUGACACUCGCAUGGCCAAGCUACAGAUGGUGUUCAACAGUGGAGUGAUCCUCAUCAGCCUUUUUGUAAUCUUGAUUCUUUCCUACAUUGUCAUCUUGCUGAAGAUAAGGACGUGCAUCACAGAAGGGAAGCGAAAAGCUCUGUCUACCUGUGGAACACAGAUAACUGCUGUGAGCUUAAUAUUCAUCCCCUGCAUCCUCACCUAUGCCCAGCCUUAUAAGAAAUCCCCUGGGGACAAGGUGGCUUCUGUUGUUUUCACUGUGGUCACUCCAAUGUUAAGCCCAAUGAUCUACACACUCAGAAAUACUGAGAUGAAAAAGGCCAUCAGGAGAACACUGAGGAAAAUAUUUCUGUCAGCAGGAAAACAGAAACCAGAGUGGACAGUAGAUCCAAAGUCAUCAAAACCGGUGUUCCCAUGACAAAACUGAUAUUCCUGAUAAACUGAUACUGUUCAUCCCUGAUAUUCCUGUAUAGAAGAAUGUAGGGUGCCCCCAACUCUGGGAAUGGUUGGUAUCUGACUCUAUUGAUUCAGAAUGGUAACAACUGCUUUAUUAAACCAUUCUAUAUUACAUUAAAUAAAGUUUUCUUUGCC